Messenger RNA from Mollisia scopiformis, 943 nucleotides. RefSeq lists its product as uncharacterized. The transcript has 2 exons. The record is from RefSeq and is a predicted model, not a curated record. The coding region runs from base 251 to 799 and encodes 182 amino acids. NCBI's taxonomy places the organism in Eukaryota, Fungi, Ascomycota, Leotiomycetes, Helotiales, Mollisiaceae.
CAUCUACGUACUGAGCUUCCCACCGUGCUGUCACAUUUUAUUUAGUGUUUGAGCUAGUGCUAAAGAUUCAGCUUAUCUGGCCUCAGCACUCUUCCACUCUUUUAGUUCUUUGUCUAUUAUUCACAAAUUAGUGCGUACGUCCUGAUUCCUAGUCUUGAGUACGUGGCUGUCACAUUACCGAAACCUCGAAAUUCGGGAUCCACGACCACCUUGGACGCAGCAGAUCAUUCCAACGGCUCCUACACACGUCAUGCUGGAAAGCUGGCGAACUGCUUUACGAGAUAUGAUGCGAGAUCACGUUCAAGUUCCGAUGACCGCUGUCAAGGAAAGCAUCAUGUGUCACAGAUGGCCUGCCGCAUUCCGGAACGAAGUCUACCAUCAAAUUCAAGCUCCAAUAAGCUACCUGCUGACAUGGGACACCUGGAUGAAAUGGGUGAUUGCUGCCCUAUAUUUCCACCACGAGCACCUAUGGUCAUGCUUCAUCAUCAGCCUCAUGAUUAUCUUCUUCGGGUGUUGGCGCAUUUGCGUUCUUUCUCGAGAGCAAGCACGCCAGUGUCUGAUUAUCCAUCGUAUUAUGGACAAGCCAUCCAGCCCAGAGAGAGAUGAAGUUAUUCUAGAUAUUUGUCUCGAAAUUAAGGAGGGGUAUGAAAGAGAAGGAAUGCUUGGGUUAUGGAGAGCAGAGAAGCUGGUGGAAAUUCCGAGCGUGGAGAAGCAUUGGGAACAGGAGAAUCCUGGAUAUGUGAGAGUCAAGCGUAGGGUGCGAGAAGAGUGUGACAAGUUUGACAUUAAUAUUCCCUAAUACAAGUAGAUUUAUAGGUAAAUGUGUGUAUGUCGACUGUCUAGUCUCAAUUCUUCUUGCAUAGUACAGCUUUGUGAGAUCUUUCUUUCUUGAGAAGGUAGCUCUUUUUUCAAAUUAAACUAGAAGGAUACUCAUCAUCGGGUC